AUGAGUACGAAAUUCCUAUUGAGUCUGAGUCUGAGAAUUGCAUGGUCUCUAGCCAAGACCGUGACGUCUACUAAUGAUGACGAUGAUGAACUUUUACCUGUACCAGAUGGACCCGAAUUAGAUGACCCGAUAUCAUCGGAACCUUUCGAUGAAGUUAGUCCCGUAGUGGAAGAAAUGUUUUCAUCAUGGGCUUUAUUCAUUAUGUUGUUCUUAUUAAUUUCAGCAUUGUGGUCCAGUUAUUAUCUAACACAAAGGAAAAUUAGAGCUGUCCAUGAAACUGUUCUUUCUAUAUUCUAUGGUAUGGUCGUAGGACUUAUAAUUAGAUUAUCUCCUGGUAAUUAUAUUCAAGAUACUGUGACUUUUAACUCUUCUUAUUUUUUUAAUGUUUUACUACCUCCUAUCAUUUUAAAUUCAGGAUACGAAUUGAAUCAAGAGAACUUUUUCAAUAAUAUGGUUUCCAUAUUAACAUUUGCCAUACCUGGUACUUUCAUAUCUGCAUGUGUAUUAGGUACAAUCGUCUAUCUUUGGACUGCAUUAGGCCUGGAAAGUGUACAUAUUUCAUUCGUCGAUGCAUUAUCUGUCGGUGCAACAUUAUCUGCAACAGAUCCAGUCACAAUCUUAUCAAUAUUCAAUGCAUAUCAAGUGGAUCCUAAAUUAUAUACUAUCAUCUUUGGUGAAUCAUUAUUGAAUGACGCUAUUUCUAUUGUUAUGUUUGAAACAUGUCAAAAAUUCCAUGGACAACCAGCAAAAUUUUCCUCAUUAUUUGAAGGUAUUGGAUUAUUCAUGAUGACAUUCAUGGUUUCUUUAUUAAUUGGUGUAGUCAUUGGUAUAGUAGUCGCAUUAUUAUUGAAACAUACACAUAUUAGAAGAUAUCCACAAAUUGAAAGCUGUAUAAUCUUACUUAUAGCAUAUGAAUCAUACUUUUUCUCAAACGGAUGCCAUAUGUCAGGUAUCGUGUCAUUAUUAUUCUGUGGUAUCACUUUAAAACAUUAUGCCUACUAUAAUAUGUCAAGAAGAACUCAAAUUACUGUGAAAUAUAUAUUCCAACUAUUAGCACGAUUAUCAGAGAACUUCAUAUUCAUUUAUUUAGGAUUGGAACUUUUCACUGAAGUAGAAUUGGUUUAUAAACCUUUAUUGAUUAUUGUGACAGCUAUAUCCAUUUGUGUUGCACGUUGGUGUGCUGUUUUCCCAUUAUCUCGUUUCGUGAAUUGGAUUUAUAGAAUGAAAACUUUGAGAUCAAUGAGUGGAACCAUGGGCGAUAGAAUGUCUGUUCCAGAGGAAAUACCAUAUAAUUAUCAAAUGAUGACAUUUUGGGCAGGUUUACGUGGUGCCGUUGGUGUUGCAUUGGCCCUAGGGUUACAAGGUGAAUAUAAAUUUACUCUUUUAGCUACUGUAUUAGUGGUAGUCGUUUUGACUGUUAUUGUAUUUGGUGGUACUACAGCAGGUAUGUUAGAAGUUUUAAAGAUCAAGACGGGAUGCGUUACAGAAAAUGAUAGUGAUGACGAAUUCGACAUUGAGGCACCCAUGCCAAUACCAUACCCUGUUACAAAUAGUCUUCAGGCAUCUCCUUUAUUAGCUGGUACAUAUUCUGAUAAUAAUUCAGCAGAAAUAUCAGUGGAGAAUGUAGCCAUGGACAAUGAUGCUGGAAAUGGGAAAUCUCUUCCCACAGGUAGUAUAUCUUCACCAUUUAGAUUACAAGACGCAUCGCAUGUAGGGAGUGCAUUCGAUUUUGAUACUAGAGAUAAUGAUAGAGGUAAUAAUAACAGUUCAAGAGCAACACCAGAGGACUCUAAUAUCAAUAAACCAUUGAGAGAUAAAUUGGGGAAUUUAUUCAAAUCUGACUCACAAUGGUUCCAAGAUUUCGAUGAGCAUGUCCUGAAACCAGUAUUUUUAGAUAAUACCAAUUCACCACAAGGUGAUUCAUCAACUAAUAUACCUUCUGAACUAGGAAAUAGAAGAAGAUAA
Naumovozyma dairenensis CBS 421 is the source of this 1965-nucleotide messenger RNA. It is a transcript of the gene NHX1, whose product is annotated as bifunctional K:H/Na:H antiporter NHX1. The record is from RefSeq and is a predicted model, not a curated record. Gene Ontology annotation, biological process: proton transmembrane transport; vacuolar acidification; sodium ion transport. NCBI's taxonomy places the organism in Eukaryota, Fungi, Ascomycota, Saccharomycetes, Saccharomycetales, Saccharomycetaceae. Gene Ontology annotation, cellular component: fungal-type vacuole membrane; early endosome; late endosome. Gene Ontology annotation, molecular function: sodium:proton antiporter activity. The transcript has a single exon. The coding region runs from base 1 to 1965 and encodes 654 amino acids.